Molecule: messenger RNA, 750 nt
Organism: Alternaria viburni
Lineage: Eukaryota; Fungi; Ascomycota; Dothideomycetes; Pleosporales; Pleosporaceae
Exons: 1
Coding region: 1-750 (249 amino acids)
Source: RefSeq, a predicted model, not a curated record
AUGUCCGUCAACAGAGACGGCAACUCCACCAUUCUGUUCAUACACGGGGCCUUUGUCGACGCUCACGAUUGGGAACUGGUGGUACCCUACAUCCACGACUACCAUCUUCUUCUCCCAGACUGCCCUGGACACGGUCACUUAUCGCACAUAUCGUUCUCUAUCGAGACAUCCGCAGAGCAUAUCGCGCGUCUGAUAGAGGCACAAGCUGUCGGCGGUCGAGCCCACGUUGUUGGCCACAGUCUCGGUGCUUCUAUCGCUGUCUGCCUUGCCGCGAACUGUCCUCAUGUCGCUGCGUCGUUGUUCGUCUCUGGAUACAGCGAAGCGCCUGUUUCCAAAGCUCCGCUACUGCCUUACCUGCUCUGGGCCUCCAAUCGCAUGGAAAACGCUGUCCCACGACCGUUGAUUCGCUGGCUCAUGGACGGUACAGAUCUCCGCCGCACGAAUAGCCCUUCGCUAUCGCUUUGCACACAGAUCGCGCAUACCGACAGUGCUGCAGCGCACAUUCGAUCGUGGUCUGCACGAACAUUGAUCGUUGUCGCUGGGAAAGGUGGGCUGGUCCCAUCUAACGAUAGCCCGGAGGCUGCUCGCAAACUCGUCAAGAUGGGGAAGGAAAAUGACACUACGACUCUUGCUUAUACGCAUCCGGAUAUGAGGCAUCCUUGGAAUAGGCAGAAUCCUCGACUUUGGGCGGAGACUGUUGUAGCCUGGGUUGAGGGGAAGGAGCUUCCAGCUGGGUUUGUGCCACUGUAG